ACCUCCACAAUGACUAUCGGUUCACACCGAAUGACAUGAUGGUGAAGGUAGACGAACUCCAGAACUUCCCACGCCUUCGGUGUCUCGGCUCAAAUGGCUAUGAUUGGAUCGACAGAGAUGACAUAUAUACGUGGUUUCAAGAUCCAAAUCAACGGGCGAAUCGCACUGGAACGCUUGCUUAUGGUUUGAAAGCUACUCUACCGGACAGAAAACUGACAUAUAAAGAGGUUGGAAGAGUUUCCAAAUAUAUUGGCAGUGCAUACCAGAUGUUCUUCGUAGAGCUGUCCUAUUGCGACGAUAGAGCAGGAAAGAGAAGAGAACCGCCAUCUCUCUUUUAGGUCUCAGAUUACAAAAGUAUUCCUUCAACUGCUCAAAGCGAAUGCGAAUAUUAAAUUCGUGACUGUAGCCGAGGCAAUGUCGAAACACGGGAUGGAUUUUAAAGAGCUGUCGACGAUAAUUGACUGUAACAGGGAAACUUUGUUUAAAGGCGAUAGAUUACCAGAUGGAAGGUUACAGAAAAUUCUGUCGCCAAAAGAUGUUCCAGUCAUUGUGGAAUGGUUGGAUAUUAAAGCUUAUUUCAACCUGUUCCUGGAGCUUGGAUUGCCGCCGAAAACUAUCGAUGAGUUUGAUGACCAGUACAGAAACAAGUCAACUCGUGACAAGAUCAAAGCCUUGCUAAAAGCGUUCAUUAUUGAGACCAAACCUCGGCCAACACUGAACACAGUUUUGCUGGCGAUGCAGGAAUUCAACAUGGACACGCAGUCCCUAAUCACGGCCUUGGAGAUCACAUAGGUAUUGCUAUUUGAAUGUUUAU
Pecten maximus is the source of this 814-nucleotide messenger RNA. RefSeq lists its product as uncharacterized. NCBI's taxonomy places the organism in Eukaryota, Metazoa, Mollusca, Bivalvia, Pectinida, Pectinidae. Bases 415 to 792 code for a protein of 125 amino acids. The transcript has 4 exons. The record is from RefSeq and is a predicted model, not a curated record.